AUUUAGAGGUGGAGAGAGGAAAACCAAAGCUAUUAUGUACCCUAGGGAUGCAGUGUUAGUGGGCAUGGAAGAUUUGAGUGGGAAGGGAGGCACAGUGGCCUCCGGGGUCUCUCUCUUCCAGCAGUUGGGCGGUUGGCACCUCAAUUUGAAUUGCUGGUCGAACAAAGUGCCGGUGGUGCAGCACCCUCACCACGUCCACCCCCUCACGCCUCUAAUCACCUACAGCAAUGAGCACUUCACGCCCGGAAACCCACCUCCACACUUACCAGCCGAUGUCGACCCCAAAACAGGAAUCCCCCGGCCUCCACACCCUCCGGAUAUAUCUCCGUAUUACCCGCUCUCACCCGGCACUGUAGGACAGAUCCCCCAUCCGCUCGGAUGGUUAGUACCACAGCAAGGUCAACCCGUGUACCCCAUCACGACAGGAGGGUUCAGACACCCCUACCCCACAGCUCUGACCGUCAAUGCUUCCAUGUCCAGGUUCCCUCCCCACAUGGUCCCACCACAUCACACUCUACACACCACUGGCAUUCCCCACCCAGCCAUAGUCACACCAACAGUCAAACAGGAAUCCUCCCAGAGUGACGUCGGCUCACUCCACAGCUCAAAGCAUCAGGACUCCAAAAAGGAAGAAGAGAAGAAGAAGCCCCACAUAAAGAAGCCUCUUAACGCAUUCAUGUUGUACAUGAAGGAGAUGAGAGCCAAGGUCGUUGCCGAGUGCACAUUGAAAGAAAGCGCGGCCAUCAACCAGAUCCUGGGGCGGAGGUGGCACGCUCUGUCCAGAGAAGAACAAGCGAAAUACUACGAGCUGGCCCGGAAGGAGCGACAGCUUCACAUGCAGCUCUACCCAGGCUGGUCCGCACGGGAUAACUAUGGGAAGAAGAAGAAGAGGAAAAGGGACAAACAGCCGGGAGAGACGAAUGAACACAGCGAAUGUUUCCUAAAUCCUUGCCUUUCACUUCCUCCGAUUACAGACCUGAGCGCUCCUAAGAAAUGCCGAGCGCGCUUUGGCCUUGAUCAACAGAAUAACUGGUGCGGCCCUUGCAGGAGAAAAAAAAAGUGCGUUCGCUACAUACAAGGUGAAGGCAGCUGCCUCAGCCCCCCCUCUUCAGAUGGAAGCCUACUAGACUCGCCACCCCCAUCCCCGCACCUGCUAGGCUCCCCUCCCCGAGACGCCAAGUCACAGACUGAACAGACUCAGCCGCUCUCGCUGUCCCUGAAGCCUGACCCCCUGGCCCACCUGGCGAUGAUGCCUCCGCCGCCCGCGCUCCUGCUGGCCGAGGCCGCCCAUGGCAAGGCCUCCGCCCUCUGUCCCAACGGGGCUCUGGACCUGCCACCUGCCGCCCUGCAGCCGCCCAUUGUCCCCUCGUCAUCGCUCGCACAGCCGUCAACAUCUUCCUUACAUUCCCACAGCUCGUUGGCCGGGACCCAGCCCCAGCCUCUCUCCCUUGUCACCAAGUCGUUAGAGUAACUUUGAGCUUCUUUGUCGCGUGCUUCCAAUGGUUUUGCUUCCCCUCCCCCCUACUCGACAGGUUUCGUUUUGUACUUUUGAUUUUGUGCCACGUGGCUACAUGAGUUGAUGUUUAUCGAGUUCAUUGGUCAAUAUUUGACCCAUUCUUAUUUCAAUUUCUCCUUUUAAAUAUGUAGAUGAGAGAAGAACCUCAUAAUUCUACCAAAAUUUUUAUCAACAGCUGUUGAAAGUCUUUGUAGCGUUUAAAAUAUAUAUAUAUAAAUAUAUAUAUACAUAACUGUUAUGUAGUUUGGGUAGCUUAGUUUUAAAAGACUGAUU
Ochotona curzoniae (black-lipped pika) is the source of this 1789-nucleotide messenger RNA. Its product is annotated as transcription factor 7-like 2. The transcript has 11 exons. The record is from RefSeq and is a predicted model, not a curated record. Gene Ontology annotation, cellular component: beta-catenin-TCF complex; catenin-TCF7L2 complex. Gene Ontology annotation, biological process: regulation of transcription by RNA polymerase II; canonical Wnt signaling pathway. Gene Ontology annotation, molecular function: RNA polymerase II cis-regulatory region sequence-specific DNA binding; DNA-binding transcription factor activity, RNA polymerase II-specific. The coding region runs from base 35 to 1471 and encodes 478 amino acids. Lineage: Eukaryota; Metazoa; Chordata; Mammalia; Lagomorpha; Ochotonidae.